AAAUUUUUGGGGCAAUAUGAUAAAAUUAAUAUUAUACGAUAAGUAAGAAUAUUUUUAUUGAAAAGUUUACUAGUUUUGAUGCAGAUUGUUGAGGGAUUAUCUGGCUUAAACGCUCACACCUAUUCACUCUUGACGCUAAAAACGUGAUUAUCGACACUGUUCUGGAUUUACGUUUCAACAUCCAUUACCUUUUCAAGUACCGAUAAUAUACUGGUAUUAUACUAACUCCGUUAGUUGUGGUUGUGACGGUAAUUAAAAAUUAUAUUAUACGUAUUGAAAAAAAAUAAUAUUACUCUUAUAUCCCGAUUAUUAUUUUAAUAAAAUAUAAAGUUAAGUCAUUAAAUUAGACUUUAAAUUAAUAUUUAGCUCAUAUAAUCCAAAUCACGUUUAUGUAGGUUAAGUUAAAUACGUACUUUAAUUUAUGACGUUUGCAUUCAGAAUGUAUUCAAAGAUAAAAUAAUACAUAAACAAAAACUAUCUUAAUACCAUGCUAUCGAGUAUUUAAAUAUGAUUAUUCAAUAUUUAAUAAAACUUUGAGACAAAAUAGAUUUUUCCCCAUUUAUGUCUCUAACUACAUUUUUCAACCGAGUGUCAAACCCCGCUAUAUGGUAGGUAUAUAAGUUUAGUGACACAUCAAUCAAUCAGUCAAUCAUGUGGACAUCUAUCGUGUGCUAUUUGGUCUGUGCGCUACAGGUGUCUGCAGCUGUUACCGCUCAAGAAUCAGAUUCAAAAUACUGGAUUGAAAAUGGAAAACGAAUGUUGGAAAAAAAGGCGAAACUUCAACUGCGAACAAACACAGCAAAAAAUGUGAUAAUAUUUCUGGGAGAUGGUAUGUCAUUGACUACAUUGACGGCUGCUCGAAUAUACAAAGGUCAGUUACAGAACACAACUGGUGAAAGCGAACACUUGAGUUUCGAACAGUUUCCGUUCACCGGAAUAUCAAAGACGUAUUGCGUCAACAGUCAAGUAGCCGAUUCAGCAUGCUCCGCUACAGCAUAUUUGUGUGGUGUAAAAACUAAUAAAGGGACAAUUGGAGUAACGUCUAAUGUACUCUUAGGAGACUGUCCAGCAUCGGUGAUCGAAGAGCAUCGCGUGACUUCCAUAAUGCAGUGGGCACAAUGGGCUGGGAAGGCAACCGGAAUCGUGACCACCACCCGGGUUACCAAUGCAUCCCCAGCAGGUGGUUAUGCACAAGCCGCACAUCGGGAAUGGGAAUCUGACAAAGAUAUGAUAAAAGUAUCAGGUGGCCAAACCAAUCUCACAGAUUGUGAAGACAUAGCUAGACAGCUAAUAACAAAAGAUCCGGGUAGAAAUUUCAAGGUUAUCAUGGGUGGCGGUCGUGAUAAUUUUAUGAAACAGGGAUUAAAUUCCACGGGCAAACGCCAAGACGAAGACUUAAUACUCAAUUGGAAGAAUGACAAGAAAACUCGGUUUGGUGAUAAGGUCGCGAAGUACAUAACGACCAGAGAGGAACUAAAAACAACUGAUAUGUCUAAAACUGAUUUUGUACUAGGUCUUUUUCACCGGAGUCACAUGGACUAUAGAUUAAAAUCCAAUUUUGAGACUCAGCCCUCUCUGCAGGAAAUGACCAGGAACGCUAUUCAGCUUCUCCAGAAAGAACCGAACGGCUACGUUCUUUUUGUAGAAGGUGGUCUCAUUGAUAAGGCUCAUCACAAGACGUGGGCGAGAAUCGCUCUCGAUGAAACUUUAGAAUUUUCAAAAGCAGUGUCGGAUGCUGUGGCGUUGACAAGUGAAGACGACACAUUAAUCGUGGUGACUUCAGAUCACGCGCAUACCAUGACGAUGGCUGGUUAUCCUAAACGAAACGAGAAUAUUCUCGGUUUGACAAACUCAAUUGCUAUGGAUAAUAUGACAUACACAACCUUGAGCUACGCAAUCGGUCCAAAAAAAUCCUUCAUAAAUGAUACCACGUGUCAUAGAUUGAACGUCACCAAAGAAGAUUUAAAACAAAUUGACUUUGAAUACCCAAGCCUGGUCGACCGACAAAGCGAUACUCAUGGUGGAGAUGAUGUUAUGGUAUUUGCGAGGGGUCCUAUGUCUCAUUUAUUCACCGGAAACUAUGAGCAAAACCAAAUUGCUCUUGGUAUGGCGAUGGCUGCUGGUAUUUCUACAAACCCUCCCACUUCUAGCACCAGCACCAGUAACGUUGUUCGAUUGCAAUUUGCUGGACAAACAAUUCUUAUCAUAAGCAUGUUAAUAAGUCUUAUGCGAAUUGUAAAGUGUAUAUAAUUAUAUACAUAUAAAGUUUUCGUGCACUAUAAUGGCUAUAAUGACAUUUAUUUUAUCCGACAUUAUAAUUAACAUUUUUUCUUCGAGAAACUUCGAGAAACAAAGUGGUAGACCUUUGUGUUACAAUAACAGAGUUCAUUAUAUUAUAAUAUUAUUUCUAUUUAUAAAUACAUAAUUCUAAGGAAUAGUAAACUUCA
Aphis gossypii (cotton aphid) is the source of this 2447-nucleotide messenger RNA. RefSeq names its product membrane-bound alkaline phosphatase-like. The transcript has 6 exons. NCBI's taxonomy places the organism in Eukaryota, Metazoa, Arthropoda, Insecta, Hemiptera, Aphididae. The record is from RefSeq and is a predicted model, not a curated record. The coding region runs from base 652 to 2250 and encodes 532 amino acids. Gene Ontology annotation, molecular function: alkaline phosphatase activity. Gene Ontology annotation, biological process: dephosphorylation.